Erinaceus europaeus (western European hedgehog) is the source of this 2817-nucleotide messenger RNA. It is a transcript of the gene SELENOO, whose product is annotated as selenoprotein O. The transcript has 9 exons. Lineage: Eukaryota; Metazoa; Chordata; Mammalia; Eulipotyphla; Erinaceidae. The record is from RefSeq and is a predicted model, not a curated record.
GUCGGGGGAGGGGUCUCUUCAGCUUCUGCCCAGCCUGACCACCCAGCUCUUCCUGAGCAAGGUCUGAACAUACUGCUGGCCUCUCCGUCCAUUCCCGUGCUCUGCGGGGGACAGGAUAUGCGGGGCAGACCCUCCGCAGCGCUGGGGCCUUGGUUUGACCCGAGAUGGGGGAUACCCCUGAUGGUGCGCUGGGGGUGCGCGCUCACCACCUCAGAGGCACCGGGUCGGGACUACAGGGCGGCUCCCGCGCUGUCACGCAGACCAGCCCCGCCCCACAUGCUGAAGCCGCACCCCCACUCGCCACUCCGCAGACCUCGCCGCCGAGGGGCGGGGCCUCGGAAGUGGGUGGGAAGACGCGGCCAAUCAGAGCGGGGACGGUGUGGGCGAGACCGCGUGGGGGCGCCCGCACUGACCCUCGGCGACUGGGCGACGGGCGCGCGGGGCGGGGCUUCCGGUUGGUGCGGGUAGGCUUCCGCUCCUAAACGCCGUGCAUGGCCGAGUUCAGGUUAGCGGCCUGGGCUCCGCUCGCUGCAGCCCGCGUCCGCUCCUUGUCCCUGGGCCGCCGCCACCCGCCGCCUGCGUUCUGCUCCACCUGGGACGCCUCUCGCGGCGCCAACAUGGAGCCGACGCCCCACUGGCUGGCGGGACUGCGCUUCGACAACCGCGUCCUGCGGGCUCUGCCGGUGGAGACCCCGCCGCCGGGCCCCGAGGGCGCCGCGUCCGCCCCGCGGCGAGUGCCCGGAGCCUGCUUCAGCCGCGUGCGGCCCGCUGCCCUGCGCCAGCCGCGCGUCGUGGCGCUGUCGGAGCCCGCGCUGGCGCUGCUGGGCCUGGGCGAGCCGCCGGCGGACGCCGCGGCCCGGGAGGCGCGCGAGGCGGAGGCCGCGCUGUUCUUCAGCGGCAACGCGCUGCUGCCGGGCUCCGAACCCGCCGCCCACUGCUACUGCGGACACCAGUUCGGCCAGUUCGCCGGGCAGUUGGGCGACGGCGCCGCGAUGUACCUGGGCGAGGUGUGCACGGAGGCCGGCGAGCGCUGGGAGCUGCAGCUCAAGGGCGCCGGCCCCACGCCCUUCUCCAGAGAAGCUGAUGGUCGCAAAGUCCUGCGCUCGAGCAUCCGAGAGUUCCUGUGCAGUGAAGCCAUGUUCCACCUGGGGAUCCCCACCACGCGGGCUGGGGCCUGCGUCACAUCUGACUCCACGGUCAUGCGCGAUGUGUUCUAUGAUGGUAAUCCAAAAUAUGAAAAAUGCACGGUUGUGUUGCGUAUAGCUUCCACUUUUCUAAGGUUUGGAUCCUUUGAGAUUUUUAAGCCUGCAGAUGAGUACACAGGGCGCGCAGGCCCCAGCGUGGGGAGAAAUGACAUUCGAGUGCAGAUGCUUGACUAUGUGAUCAGCACUUUUUACCCUGAAAUCCAGGCUGCUCAUGCCAGCGACAGCGUGCAGAGGAACGUGGCCUUCUUCCAAGAGGUGACGCGGCGCACAGCCCGCAUGGUGGCCGAGUGGCAGUGUGUAGGCUUCUGUCACGGCGUGCUUAACACAGACAACAUGAGCAUUGUGGGGCUCACCAUCGACUACGGGCCCUUUGGCUUCAUGGACAGGUAUGACCCAGACUACGUGUGCAACGCUUCCGACAACGCCGGGCGCUACACGUACAACAAGCAGCCCGAGGUGUGCAAAUGGAACCUGCAGAAGCUGGCGGAAGCCCUGGAGCCCGAGCUGCCUCGAGAGCUGGCCGAGGCUGUCCUGGCCGAGGAGUUUGACGCCGAGUUCCAGCGGCACUACCUGCAGAAGAUGCGCAAGAAGCUGGGCCUCGUGGGGGCUGAGCACGAGGAAGACAGAGCCCUGGUGGCCAAGCUUCUGGAGACCAUGCACCUGACGGGUGCUGACUUCACAAACACCUUCUAUCUGCUGAGCUCCUUGCCCACCGGGGCAGGGUCUCUGGAUCUCAGCGAGUUCCUGGCCGCACUGACGGCGCAGUGCGCCUCCCUGGAGGAGCUCCAGCAUGCUUUCCGGCCCCAAAUGGAUCCCCGGCAGCUCUCGAUGAUGCUGAUGCUGGCUCAGUCGAACCCACAACUCCUGGCACUCAUCGGCACCCGGGCAGGCCUCACCAGGGAGCUGGAGCGAAUGGAGCAGCAGUCACGGUUGGAGCAGCUGAGCUCUGCUGAGCUGCUGAGCAAGAACAGGGACUCCUGGACUGACUGGCUCCGCGAGUACAGGACUCGGCUGGAGAAGGACAAGGAGGGUGCUGGUGACAGUGCCACCUGGCAGGCCGAGCGCCUACAGGUGAUGCAUGCCAACAACCCCAAGUAUGUGCUGCGGAAUUACAUCGCACAAAACGCCAUAGAGGCUGCAGAGAAAGGAGACUUCUCGGAGGUGCGGCGGGUGCUGAAGCUGCUGGAGACCCCCUACCCCCAGGAGCGAGAGGCCCCAGAGGCGCUGGAGGCCGCCGAGCCUCAGGGGGCAGGUAGGCAGGACUCCUACAGCAGCAGGCCCCCACUCUGGGCGGCAGAACUCUGUGUGACGUGAUCCUCCUAACUGCCUUGGGAGCCUCAACUUCUGGAGACCCCCAAGGCCUUGCAUCCUGCUGAAUCUGUGAGGUGGCGACCAUCUCUCUAUGACGCCAGAGAUGUCCAGUCAGGACCUGACCCGUCUCUGUCUGAUGCUGACUCAGCACUGCCUGCCCCCACGCCCUUGCUGUCGGUGAAAAGCUCCUCACACAAGGACAGUGACUCAGUCGAGGAUGGGGCCACAUGGACACGGCAACGCCCUCCCACCUCACUGUCUGGUGGGGGGAAGCCCCUAAUAAAGCAGCGGCUUCACCCAU